GUUGAGGUGCCUGGGUUGACUGGGCGGUGUCGGCAUCGGUGUCGGUGGCGAUGUUCGCGUCAGAGGCAGGCGCCAGGCCGCGGGCUUGCGAAGCCAGCGCCUCGGAACGCAGGAAAUGGGUGGAAGUAUUUAAAGCUUGUGAUGAAGACAACAAAGGCUACUUGAGCCGAGAGGACUUUAAGAUUGCGAUUGUAAUGCUGUUUGGAUACAAACCCUCCAAGAUAGAAGCGGACUCUCUGAUGUCUUCAGUAAAUCCCAACACUUCUGGCAUAUCACUUGAGGGGUUUCUGCAUGUCGUACAGAGAAAGAAGGAAGCACAGCUCUAUCGGAAUGAGAUAAGGCACAUCUUCACAGCUUUCGACGUGCACUAUCGUGGAUUCUUAACUCUAGAAGAUUUCAAAAGGGCAUUUAGUCGAGUGGCUCCCAAGCUACCGGCGAGGACAGUGCUGGAGGUGUUCAGGUGUCUCCAUUCAGAAAGAAGCAGGCCCCCCAUGGGUGUGAACAACGCAUGGCACGUCAAGUUAAGGGAAGCAGAUCAAGACUCAGACGGUCACGUCAGCUUCCGAGACUUUGAGUAUGCCAUGAACUAUGGAAAGGCAAAAUGAAGCCGGACGCUUGUGGACUACCUUGGGCAAUGCUGGACAGACUAGUGAAUUGUAAUCUAGGUGAAGGUCACACAGACCUCACUCUUUUGCCGUGCUGUCUGCUUAUGAGUAAACUCCUCAUCGCAGUUUUUGAAUGUUGAUAAUGGACCUAGAGGUAGGAAUCUCUUUCCAUGUGUCUAAGAGCUCUGAGUCUGGCUGCUGUUGCUGGCCCCUCCACCCAGUGGUUUUUUUUCCUUUCCACUCCUGUAAGCUCUCCAUUCUUCAUACUGUGAAUUCCACUCCUUGCCUGCUUGGGUCCCUAGCUCUUAUCAGCUCUGGGAAGGGUUAGCUUUGAUCUGCUAGUGGUGUCAUUGUUCUUCAUUUGCUCAACUUUGGUUGAAUGUCAAACUUACUGCCAUCCAAGCAAUAAGAGACACUAGGAAAACAAAGGCUUCUCUUAUAUAAAGUCCCUGGAGCACAAAUCAGUGGCCGAGCACUCACUGUGUGUACAGAACACAGGAAUCGGCUCAGACCAGGCAGCCAGCCAUUCUUUAUACAGAGAAAACCAGAAUGCAACUUGGGUCUUAAUGAGCAAAAGGGUGUGAUUUUAGGGUUCCUUUGAAUAACCUGAACCUGGGUUUUCUGCUUUGGAGCUGGCCAACAGCCCUCUGCUGCAUACUUCUGGUUCAAGGAAGUUUGGCUGUGCAAUUGAAGCUUCAACCAUCCCAAAGUUAGGAGUCUCCACACCCUACCACAUCCCUGGGAUCCAAUGACUAGUUUCCUGGAGCAAAUUGAGACGCUGAGCAUAUAGCAUAGCAUCUAUUAAAAAUAAUUCUUAAAUACUGAUCUUGGCAUUGUAAGUGUUCAGAUUUCACAACAUUAACAUUUGUAAAAGAAGUUAGUGUAAUUUGUUUUUAAAGUGCUAAACAUUAAAAGAUAAAGUAAAAUUAUAAAUUUGUAUAGCAAGCAUUAAACAAGCUUCACGCUCAUAUAAAUUAUUAGCAGAUAGCCUUAAGAGAAAUAAAGAUUUAGCUGUGAUAAACCAGAGGAACCUAAGGAUAUGGGAUGACUAAAUGUGAUUUGUUCCCCUAGAUGGGCCCCUAGGAACAUACAGUAGAGAUGAACGGAGCUCGGGCUUUCUCUGCUGCUUCUAACAGUGUGGAGGCUAGGUGAGGGGCGCACAGGAGCACCACCAUUUCCAUGAUUCUUCUGUAAAUCUAGAAUUAUUCCAAAACAGAGUGUUAAAAA
Molecule: messenger RNA, 1832 nt
Organism: Chionomys nivalis (European snow vole)
Lineage: Eukaryota; Metazoa; Chordata; Mammalia; Rodentia; Cricetidae
Gene: Efcab11
Product: EF-hand calcium binding domain 11
Exons: 7
Coding region: 51-605 (184 amino acids)
Cellular component (GO): cytoplasm
Molecular function (GO): calcium ion binding
Source: RefSeq, a predicted model, not a curated record